This is a messenger RNA of Eupeodes corollae, 490 nucleotides long. RefSeq lists its product as uncharacterized. NCBI's taxonomy places the organism in Eukaryota, Metazoa, Arthropoda, Insecta, Diptera, Syrphidae. The transcript is spliced from 3 exons. The record is from RefSeq and is a predicted model, not a curated record. Bases 117 to 422 code for a protein of 101 amino acids.
AUUUAUUUGACAUUAUGCGGUUGUCGGACUGAAAAGUGACAUUUCCCAUAAGAAAAUCGAAUUGGUUAAAAAGUAUUUUUUAUUUGUAGAAAUUCGGCCGAAAUACUCUUUAAAGGAUGUCUCUUGGGCCAGGUUUUCGUUCUCCCUUUACUGAUUUAACUGGUUGUCUGAUCAAUCAUCAGCACUAUGAUAAAUGUGGUGAAUUAGAAAUGAACAUGAUGGAUUGCUUAGAAGCCUACGGCAUGGACAAAGGUGUUAGAGUGUGCUCGGACUUGAUUGGCGACUUUCAAGAGUGCGUUGGCAUGAACAAACAAUUGCUCCGAUUCCAUGCUAUGAGAACUGAACGCUGGAAGCAAUACCUCCGAGGUGAACGUACAAAAGAGGAAUUGUAUGCCAAAGGUCCAAGAGUUGAUGCGUAUUAGAAUUUAAAUAACUUUUAUGAAUAACAUUUCUUAAAAAUUGUGGAAUAAAUGAAGUUAAAUAGAAAUUA